Molecule: messenger RNA, 1456 nt
Organism: Esox lucius (northern pike)
Lineage: Eukaryota; Metazoa; Chordata; Actinopteri; Esociformes; Esocidae
Gene: dscc1
Product: DNA replication and sister chromatid cohesion 1
Exons: 9
Coding region: 186-1370 (394 amino acids)
Biological process (GO): maintenance of mitotic sister chromatid cohesion; mitotic sister chromatid cohesion
Cellular component (GO): nucleus; chromatin; chromosome, centromeric region
Source: RefSeq, a predicted model, not a curated record
GCAGCCUACGAGUGACGAAGUGAAGCAACCAAGUUUUUCAUUGGCCUUUGUCUCUGUCACUCAAUCAUACAUCUGUACUUCCUGUUAAUAUUGCGGGAAAGUUGACCCAGCCAAAGUCUUAUUUGCUACAUUAAAAGAGAGUUUAUUUUGUAUUUGUUUACAGUUAUCCCACUUAUUAGUACCAAAUGUCGAGAACUUUAGAAGAGGUACAGGCGACACUGCAAAUCGCAAAACUAACAGAGGAUGAUUUGCACAACACAAUUCACUGUUUAACUUUUGGAUGUAGCGUCUCGUCUGGAGACUACUGCCUAAUGGAACUGGAUGACACUCUCUGUAAACACAUAGAAGAAGGGAAAAGCCUGGUGAUCAGAGGAGACAAGGAUGAGCGAGCUAUCCUGUGCAGCGAGGACAAUACAUAUGACCUGAAGAUAGCGGAUACCUCCAACUUGCUACUGUUUGUCCCUGGCUGCCUGACUCCAGAUCAGCUGACUCAUGACAACCAGGCCAGCCCUCAGCUGGUUCAUGCACAGAUCUGGGGCUUCUCUAACAGUUACUGGGAGUUAAAGAAGCAGCGUCCCAAACUGAAGAAACUGAAGAAGCUUCUGUCGGAGCGUCUAUAUGAGGGCCCAGUCAUCGGCGGUGAGGAAGAGGAGGUUGUCACAGAGGGGAAGUACACUAUGGGAGACCUGCUUAAUAGAAUCCAAGCUAGUAAGGAGGAGAUUGAGGCCCAACUCCAGACUAUUCAUGCCUGUGAGAUUGACGGCUACUGGAGGAUUUUGGAUUUUGAAUACGAGAUGAAGCUACUGGGCCACGUCACUCAGCUGGUGGACUCCGAGUCGUGGUCCUUCAGCAGGGUGCCCCUUAGUGUCAGUCUGGAGGAGCUGGGACGCCUAGAGCCACGGGAGAUGAUCGAGCACUGCUUGAAUUGUUACGGGAGGCGCUACAAAGACAACGGGGAGGUGUUCUAUGCGCUGAGCGAGGACAAGGUGUGUAGGGCCACAGCCCAGAUGCUGCUGCAGAACGCGGUGAAGUUCAACCUGGCGGAGUUCCAGGAGGUUUGGCAGCAGAGCGUCCCCGAGGGCAUGGGCACCAGGUUGGACCAGCUGAAGAGCCUAGCGCUUGUGGACCGCAGGUCCAAACCAGAGACAAUUUCUCUUCUGAGGGUGGAGGAUCUUCCCGAGGACACGCUGGAGAGAUUCACUCACCUCUUCACUAUGAGGGAAAAGUGGACGGAGGACGAUAUCACCCCUUACAUAAAGGACUUGUGCGGAGAAAAGCAAACGACUGGAGCCCUCCUUACCAAAUAUGCUCGUUCCUCCACACAAAACGGAGUAAAAGUCUUCAAUUCAAGAAGACCAGUGGCCACUUGAAGACCUUUGGCUUGGAUAUGUUAAUAAAUUAGCAAUUUUGUUAUGUAGUGUGUAUUCUUAUAUUGUAUAAAUUCCUUUUUAAUACA